Messenger RNA from Exophiala viscosa, 2891 nucleotides. RefSeq names its product Cullin 1. The record is from RefSeq and is a predicted model, not a curated record. Lineage: Eukaryota; Fungi; Ascomycota; Eurotiomycetes; Chaetothyriales; Herpotrichiellaceae. The coding region runs from base 74 to 2413 and encodes 779 amino acids. Gene Ontology annotation, biological process: protein ubiquitination; SCF-dependent proteasomal ubiquitin-dependent protein catabolic process. Gene Ontology annotation, cellular component: SCF ubiquitin ligase complex. Gene Ontology annotation, molecular function: protein-macromolecule adaptor activity; ubiquitin protein ligase binding. The transcript is spliced from 2 exons.
UCUCGCCCGAGAUGGAAUCAUCGCAAUCCACCUCACAUUCAACAACACCUUGAUCCUCGACCUGAAGCUGAUCAUGGCGCCUGCAACAGCGGCGGCUUCGGCUACGGCCACGGCUCCAUCGUUAAGGGCUCGGGAUGAUCUAAACUCGACGUGGACCUACCUUGAGAAGAACCUCGACAAUGUGAUGACAAAGUUGCAGGAAGGUCUCGACAUGAAGACUUACAUGGGAGUUUACACAGCAGUCCACAACUUCUGUACCUCACAAAAGGCAGCAAGUACUCAACCCCAGGGAACCUCGACAGCCCUCAGUGCGAAUCACCGUGGCGCGCAUCUGCUCGGCGAAGAACUUUACACUCUCCUUGGACAAUACCUCACUGAACACCUCAAAGGCGUCCUUGCAGAAUCCGAAUCUCAUACCGAUGAAGCACUUCUCACUUUCUACAUUAGAGAAUGGAAGCGAUACACGGAUGCGGCAAAAUACAACAACCACCUUUUCAGAUACCUCAAUCGCCACUGGGUAAAGAGAGAGAUCGACGAGGGCAAGAAGAACGUCUACGAUGUCUACACUCUACAUCUGGUUAGAUGGCGGGAUGAUUUCUUCAUGGAUGUGCAGGAGAAGGUUAUGCAGUCUGUUCUUCGACUUGUGGAAAAACAGCGAAACGGUGAAACAAUCGAUCAGAUGCAGAUCAAGGCAAUCGUGGACUCCUUCGUCUCCCUUGGCUUGGAUGAGCUCGACAGCACCAAAUCCACCCUCGAUGUCUACCGACAAUACUUCGAACGUCCGUUCAUCACCGCCACCAAAGCCUACUACACGAAUGAAUCGAAACGAUUUGUCGCCGAAAAUAGCGUGGUUGAAUACAUGAAGAAGGCAGAGGCUCGACUUGACGAGGAGAAAGAACGAGUUGGACUCUAUCUACACUCUGAUAUCAUGAAGAAGCUCAUGGAGACAUGCAACGAAAGCCUUAUUAGCGCUCACUCCGUUCUGCUCCGCGACGAGUUUCAGGUUCUUCUCGACAACGAACGUACCGACGAUCUUGCCCGGAUGUACAAGCUGUUGUCACGCAUUAAGGAUGGCUUGGAUCCCCUGCGCAACCGAUUUGAGGUUCACGUACGCAAAGCUGGUCUUGCUGCUGUCGAAAAGGUUGCAGCUAGUGGCGACAACUUUGAGCCUAAGGUUUAUGUCGAUGCGUUGCUCGAAAUUCAUGGCAAGUACCAGCAGCUUGUCAAUGUGGCCUUUAAUGGAGAGUCCGAAUUCGUGCGAUCACUCGACAAUGCCUGCCAGGAGUUUGUCAAUCAUAACCAAGUUUGCAAAACCAACACCACAAGAUCUCCCGAACUGCUUGCCAAAUAUGCCGAUCAACUCCUCAAGAAAGGUGCCAAAGCCGCCGAUGAAUCUGAGCUGGAAGAACUCCUUGUCCAGAUCAUGGUUGUGUUCAAGUACAUUGAAGAUAAGGAUGUGUUCCAGAAAUUCUAUUCUCGCAUGCUGGCCAAGCGUCUCGUUCACACCAGCUCCGUGUCUGACGAUGCUGAGACGAGCAUGAUUAGCAAGUUGAAGGAGGCCUGCGGUUACGAAUACACCAACAAGCUGCAGAGAAUGUUCCAGGAUGUCCAGAUUUCCAAGGAUCUCAACACUGCGUACAAGGACUGGCACGACAAGAUCUUGGACGACAGUGAUGAGAAGCGCACCGUUGACUCCACUUUCCAGAUCCUUGGUACUGGUUUCUGGCCACUCAACGCCCCAAACACCCCCUUUGCACCACCUGCCGAAGUUAGCAAGGCUAUGGAGUCGUUCACCCGGUUCUACGAUCAGAAGCACAACGGUCGAAAGCUCACCUGGUUGUGGCAGCUAUGCAAGGGCGAGAUUCGUGCCAACUACAUCAAGAGCCAGAAAGUUCCUUACACUUUCCAAGUCUCGACAUACCAAAUGGCUAUCCUGCUGCUCUUCAACGAGUCUGACAAGAUUGACUACUCCGAGAUCAAGGAAUUGACUAAGCUUACCGACGAAAACCUUGAGCCUGCAAUUGGCAUUCUUUGCAAGGCACGUGUUUUGACUCCAUCACCCGAAGACGGAAAAGCUGUUCCUGGAACCAGUUACGCUCUGAACUACAACUUCAAGAACAAGAAGGUCAAGAUCAACCUGAACAUCACCGUCAAGUCUGAACAGAAGGUUGAAUCUGAAGAUACUCACAAGACUAUCGAGGAGGAUAGGAAGUUGUUGCUUCAGGCUGUCAUUGUCCGUAUCAUGAAGGGUCGCAAGAAGCUCAAGCACGUCCAUCUUGUCGAAGAAGUCAUCAAUCAAGUGCGCAACCGCUUUCCACCCAAAAUCUCCGAUAUCAAGAAGAAUAUCGAUGCUUUGAUGGAGAAAGACUACAUCGAGCGUCUCGACAACGACGAAUUGGCAUACAUUGCCUAACCGUCUUUUCUAGCGUGUUUCCAUCUUUCACUGCUAUGAAAAGCAAAAGGAUGCGACUGGACAAAACGGGAAUGGGCAUAGGUAUCAUCAUGGGAGCGACUUGAGCGUGUUCAUAAAGUGGGAAGGACUGUUCCACAUCUGCAUGGAGAAUGGAGUUGGCACAGCAAAAACGGCCGACGCUGGUCGGUCUCUUGUUUACUUUUCGUUGGCUUUCGUCACAGCGCUGGGCUGUCGAUAAGAGAUGAGCUGACAUGAUUGACGACGAACGCACCAUGGUUGAAGACUGGACAGACAUGUGCUGGCAGCGACCAGCCACUAUCGAGGAAGAAUGCUGAGUUUGAUGACUGGGCAACACUGCAUGCCACGAAGGAAGGGCCUGUAUGCUCGUCAGAAGUGGAAGCUUGCGAUCGUGCACAAAGUGAAUUAGCUAGCCGAGCUUAGAUCAAAGUCCUGUCGAAACAACCCUGCUCUUUCUUUC